GCUGUUGCUUCGGCUCAGGUGAUGUUUCCCCAGUCACAGCAAAACUGUCUUAUACAUUGUGUCCAACUCAUUUCAGCUUCCCAAGUAUCUCAAACGCAGCAGCGCCUCCCUCCUUCCCUUCUUUCCAACACUGCUACUAAUUCCCUCCUUUCACUUCCAUUCACACCUACUUCAUAACUCUUCCACUCUUGCUUUCUCUCUUCACUUCAAGCAACGACCAAAGCCAAGCCAUGGUUCUCUCAAUCCAGGGUGCUUCGAAUUCUGUUGAGGAGGUUGUGUUCAGCUUCUACACUGAUGAAGAAGUGAAGAAGAACAGCCGCGUCAAGAUUACAAAUGCUAACUUGCUUGAUACUAUCGGUGUCCCCGCUCCUGGUGGUUUAUAUGAUCCAGCUUUGGGUCCAUCCGAAGAGAAAUUGCCUUGUAAAACAUGUGGUCAAUUGUAUCACCUUUGUCCAGGUCAUUUUGGUCAUAUAGAGCUUGUUUCCCCUGUCUACAACCCCUUGAUGAUCAGUCUUCUUAGAAAUAUUCUACAAAGAACUUGUUUCACUUGCUGUCAUUUUAGGGCUAAUAAAGAACUGGUGGAAAAAUGUAGUUCCCAGUUGGAGCUUAUUAUGAAAGGGGAUAUCAUUGGGGCAAAAAGAUUGGAUUCAAUUAAUAAAGAUGAAUCCAUGUAUCAAAGUGAUGAUGAUGAUAAGAGCCAGUCUUGUAGCUCUGAACAGCAGGGAGAAAGUUGGACCUCGCUGCAGUUCGAAGAGGCAAUUUCUAUUGUACAGAAAUUUUUGAAGAAGUCUUCUAAAAGAUGUCAACGGUGUGGUUCCAUUAAUCCUAAAAUUAGCCAACCAACCUUUGGAUGGUUCCGUAAGGAUGGUCUGUCAGCUGCUGAUGCUAGAGCAAAUGUCAUAAAUUCUGAUGAUACAAUCUUGGCAAGUGAGACUAUAACCGAUGACAGGGAUACAACAUAUGGAGAGGAUAUCAACUCUGCUGGGACCAAGAAAAGUGAUGCAAAAAGACACGAGUUGUCUUACAAGCUUGCUGAGCAAAAUCGACUUUCUGGUCCUUUGUUACCAUCGCAAGUUAAAAUGACGUUAGAACUUUUGUGGAAAAAUGAGGCUCGAUUCUGUUCCUAUAUUAAUGAUAUUCAAGGUCAGGGAUAUGGAAAGAAAGCAGGGCACUCAAUGUUCUUUCUUGAGAAUAUUUUUGUUCCACCAAUCAAAUUCCGCCCUCCCACUAAAGGAGGUGAUAUGGUAUCGGAGCAUGCUCAUACUGUUUUGUUGAGUAAGAUUCUGCAGGCUAACAUAAGAUUAGGGGAUGCCCAUCUAAACAAGAAGGAUCCCUCGAUGGUUUUAGCCAGGUGGAUGGAACUUCAGCAAUCUGUAAAUGUGCUCUUUAACAGUAACACUUCUGGCCAAAGAGAUGCAAGUAAUGGAAUUUGUCAGUUGCUGGAGAAGAAGGAAGGCCUCUUCCGCCAGAAAAUGAUGGGAAAGAGGGUUAAUUUUGCAUGCCGCUCUGUCAUAUCACCGGAUCCUUAUUUAGCAGUGAAUGAAAUUGGGAUUCCCCCAUAUUUUGCUCUAAGGUUAACAUAUCCUGAGAGAGUUACUCCUUGGAAUGUAGUGAAGUUAAGGAAUGCUAUUCUUAAUGGUCCAGAAACCCAUCCAGGUGCCACACAUUAUGGCGAUAAAUCAUCAAUAGUAAAGCUUCCACCAAAAGGGAAGUUGCUUGCUUUGACAUCAAGGAAAUUACCAUCAUCAAGAGGGGUUAUCAUGCAUAAUGGAAAGAUAUGCGAUCAAGAAUUUGAAGGAAAAAUUGUGUAUCGCCACUUGAAGGAUGGUGAUGUUGUGCUUGUCAAUAGACAGCCUACACUUCAUAAACCUAGUAUAAUGGCGCAUAUAGUUCGUGUUCUGAAGGGGGAGAAAACAGUGCGUAUGCACUAUGCAAACUGUAGUACUUACAAUGCUGAUUUUGAUGGUGACGAGAUUAAUGUGCAUUUUCCACAAGAUGAAAUUUCCCGUGCUGAAGCUUACAAUAUUGUAAAUGCCAACAACCAAUAUGUGAAGCCUACCAGUGGUGAUCCAAUAAGAGCCUUGAUUCAGGAUCAUAUUGUAAGUGCUGCCCUUCUAACAAAAAAGGAUACAUUUUUAAGCUGUGAAGCAUUCAAUCAACUUCUCUACAGUUCUGGUGUAUCCAUGCCUAUGGUGGGAUCUUUCUAUGCAAAACCUGGGCAGAAAGUUUUCACAUCAACUUCCGAGAGUGAAAUGUUUUUGUUUCCUCCAGCCAUAUGGAAGCCAGAGCCCCUUUGGACAGGAAAACAGGUCAUUAGUGCAUUGUUAUACUAUGUCACUAGAGGUUCCCCACCAUUUACAGUUGAGAAGAAUGCGAAAAUACCAGCUAAUUUUUUCAAGACUCGAAACGGAAACACUAAAGGACGAACCACUAAGAAGUCAAGUAAGAUGGAGGAUGAGCCUGAUGAGGACAAAUUGUUGAUAUAUAGAAAUGAUUUGGUGCGUGGCGUGGUUGAUAAGGCUCAAUUUGGUGACUAUGGUAUAGUACAUACGGUACAAGAACUUUAUGGCUCAAACAUUGCGGGAAACCUUCUUUCAGCAUUUAGUCGUUUAUUCACAAACUUCUUGCAGAUGCAUGGGUUCACAUGUGGAGUUGAUGAUCUUCUGAUAACAGAAAGAAAGGAUGGUGAAAGAAUGAAUCAACUUAAAAGCUGCGAAGAAAUUGGUGACAUUGUUCAUCGGGAAUUUGUCGGAGUCAUGGAAGGUGAUAAUAUAGACCCAACCACACUGCAGUUGAAUAUUGAGAAAAAAAUACGCAGUAAUGGAGAUGCAGCCUUAACAUACUUGGAUCGGAAGAUGAUAAGCAGUCUUAACUCCAAAACAAGCUCAGGAGGUUUAAAGGAGCUAUUAUCUGAAGGUAUAUGGAAACCUUCUGGGAAAAAUUGGAUUUCUCUUAUGACUACAUCUGGAGCCAAGGGUAGUAUGGUCAAUUUCCAGCAGAUAUCUUCCCAUUUAGGCCAGCAAGAGUUGGAAGGAAAACGAGUUCCACGCAUGGUUUCUGGAAAGACCUUGCCAAGCUUUCCUCCCUGGGAUUGUUCCCCUAGAGCAGGAGGGUUCAUUAUUGAUCGUUUUCUCACAGCCCUUCGUCCACAGGAAUAUUACUUUCAUUGCAUGGCAGGGCGUGAAGGGUUGGUUGAUACUGCAGUUAAAACUUCUCGGAGUGGUUACCUGCAAAGAUGUCUAAUGAAAAAUCUUGAGUGUCUCAAAGUUAGUUAUGAUCACACUGUCCGUGAUUCUGAUGGUUCAGUUAUUCAAUUUCGUUAUGGAGAAGAUGGCGUAGAUGUCCAUCAAACCAGCUUUAUUACCAAAUUUGAAGCCUUGUCGACUAAUAAUGAACUGGUUUACAGCAACUGUUGCCGUGAGCUUGACAGAUCCAGUCCUUAUAUUAGCAAGUUGCCUGAUGCUCUUAAAGGAAAAGCUGAAAACUUCAUUCAUAAUUUUUCUUCAAAGAAGAGAAAUCGUAGUUCAUUGAAACGAUCAGAUUUCUUGAAGUUGAUGGAGCACAAGUAUGUGUCAAGCCUUGCGCAACCAGGAGAGGCAGUUGGUGUUUUAGCCUCUCAAUCUGUCGGGGAACCAGCAACACAAAUGACCUUGAAUACUUUUCAUCUUGCUGGUCGAGGGGAAAUGAAUGUGACUCUUGGAAUUCCGCGUCUGCAAGAGAUCGUGAUGAAUGCCUCGGAACAUAUACUGACUCCAUUUAUGACAUGCCCCUUGAGAGCUGACAAAUCAAUGGAAGAUGCAAUUUGUCUUUCCGAUAAGUUGAAGAGAAUAACUGUAGCUGACAUUAUUGAAAGUAUGGAAGUGUCUGUUGUACCAGUAGUUGUUUGUAAUGGUCAGAUUUACAGAGUAUAUAAACUUGUGAUGAAGCUAUAUAAACCUAAACACUAUCCGAAAUACACGGAUAUAACACUUGAAGAUUGGGAGGACACACUAAGAGUUCUCUUUGUGAGGGAGUUGGAGGAUGCCAUUGAGAAUCAUGUGGCACUGCUUUCCAAAAUUGGUGGCAUUAAAGAUUUUAAGACAGAGAAAUCCACCACAAAUAGCUCAGAUGAUGUAAACGGCAAUGAAACGGAUUCUGCAAAGAAAGGCCGGAGUAAUGAUGAUGACGAUGAUGAUGGUGGGGCUGAUGACACAGAAGGGGAUGAGGAUCUUGGUUUUGAAGCACAGAAGAGAAAACAGCAAGUUACUGAUGAGGUUGAUUAUGAAGAUGAUCCUGAAGAUGAGACGCGUGAUAAUGAGUUAUCAGAAGUAUCUGAUGGUGAUUAUGGUGGAAGUGAUAAGGAGGAUGAUAAGAACAUCACACUUGAUGCCCGUGAUUCUCAAGGACUUGAAGAACUGGCAGAGCCUGAUGGGGAUGUCUCACCUUCUGAAAAAAUUGAUCGGAAAUCUAAGCACAAAUCUAGUGGUGAAAAAGAGAAGAAAAAAUCUGGACCAAUAAGAAAGAAAUAUGACAGAUCAAUUUUUGUGGAAGCAAAAGGGAUGCAUUUUGAGAUCCACUUCCAAUUUACUCACGAGCCGCAUAUUUUAUUGGCUCAGAUUGCUCAGAAAACAGCCAAUAAGGUUUGCAUCCAGAAGUAUGGAAAGGUUGGCCAAUGUAAGGCUGUUACAUGCAAAGAAAGUGGAGUAAUCUACUACGGCGAAGAUCACCGUUCAAGGGAAGAUAUCCCUGCCGCCGAAGCGGAAAAAAUACCAGCACUUCAAACUUCUGGUGUGAAUUUUCAAACAUUUUGGGACUUACAAGAUCAUCUUGAUGUAAGGUACAUUUAUUCCAACGAUGUCCAUGCUAUGUUAAAGACAUAUGGUGUGGAAGCAGCCAGAGAGACCAUCAUCAGGGAAGUUAAAAAUGUCUUCAAGUCUUAUGGGAUAUCCGUAGACAUCCGGCACUUGAUGCUUAUCGCCGAUUUCAUGACUUUCGCUGGUAAGUAUCGUCCGAUGAGCAGAUCCGGAGGCAUAGCAUUCUCUACUUCCCCUUUCCUCAAGAUGUGCUUUGAGACGGCCUCCAAGUUCAUCGUCGAAGCAUCUUCUCAUGGCCUGGUCGACACCUUGGACACUCCGUCUUCUAGAAUUUGUCUUGGUUUGCCGGUGAAGAUGGGAACCGGUUGCCAUGACUUGUUACAGAAACUGGAAAUAUAAGAUCGUUGCCAUGUUACUCCUAGAUCUCUGGUUGAUUCAUGCCUAGAAAAUCUGGCAAAUUUUGACACCUUGUACAAUUCAUUGUUUACAAAUUUUUACAGGCACAUUUUUCUCUGGUUGAGUAGUAGUUUGUUUGGAGGCAGUAGUAUAAUGCUUUGAAAUGUCAUUCCCAUUUCCAUCAAUAGCUAUGUAUAAUGCGAUUUUUUAUGUAUAAUAUCUACGUUU
Messenger RNA from Arachis stenosperma, 5417 nucleotides. Its product is annotated as DNA-directed RNA polymerase I subunit 1-like. The record is from RefSeq and is a predicted model, not a curated record. Gene Ontology annotation, biological process: DNA-templated transcription. Gene Ontology annotation, cellular component: RNA polymerase I complex. Lineage: Eukaryota; Viridiplantae; Streptophyta; Magnoliopsida; Fabales; Fabaceae. Gene Ontology annotation, molecular function: DNA-directed RNA polymerase activity; DNA binding. The transcript is spliced from 21 exons. The coding region runs from base 231 to 5192 and encodes 1653 amino acids.